Messenger RNA from Mitosporidium daphniae, 1077 nucleotides. RefSeq names its product GTPase-activating protein Gyp7. Gene Ontology annotation, molecular function: GTPase activator activity. The transcript has 3 exons. The record is from RefSeq and is a predicted model, not a curated record. Gene Ontology annotation, biological process: activation of GTPase activity. Bases 1 to 1077 code for a protein of 358 amino acids. Lineage: Eukaryota; Fungi; Microsporidia.
AUGGAUUCGCUUCUGGCACCCGAGAGCCUCUUUUCUGCUAUUGGUUCGGGAACCCAAAGACUGUUUUCCCUUGACGCUAAAUUUUCAGAAUUCGAAAUCGAAAGACCAUCAUCGGAAAUGGAGUCUGACAUUGACAUUAUAGCAGCGCUUAUCGUUAUCCCCAGGAGCGUCACAAGCAUAGCAUCGGCUUCCAGAGACGCAAGGGGCACUCUUUGGCCCUUGAUAUUUGGCAUCCAAUCUGUAAAUGAUACCGAAAAACUGAGGGGUGAAUAUUUCGCGUUGUUGAAAAAGUAUUCGCAUUCAGAACCAUCGCCCAAUUUUACUCUGAUUCACAAGGACGUAAAUAGAACGGAUGUGUCUGUUCUUGGCUCGUUGUGGGAUAUUCAUUUAAAGAUGAAAGGCGCAACAUCCGAGAUCGGGUCUUCCGAUCUCAAUGAUCGCAAAAUUAGUGAGGCGAAAGCAGAUGCAGCUGCCAUUGAGGCCACAUAUGCUGGCAAAGAUGUGGAUGCCGUUGAGCUUCCGCCUUAUCAGGAGAUCAUGUGUCGAAUAUUAAAAUUGUAUUCGCUGUGUACCCAAUCCGACUAUGCCCAAGGGAUGAGCGACAUUCUUUCGCCGAUUUUUGCAAGUGUCGAUUUUGAUGAGGUUUUGACCUUUUGGAUAUUUCUCAGCUUUCUCACCGGAAAGCCUGCAUCGAAGGGCUUUGAGCUAGCGCCGCUUGUGCAAGAUGCCUCGUUUUUUUCGCUGCAUUCGUUCUAUUCGGUGGUCGACAGCUCGCAAAUGAAGCAGGCACUUUGGACGAUUGGCCAACUGCUGAGAUUGCUGAACAUUGAGCUUUACUCGCACCUGAGAAAAAACGGGCUAGAGUCGCUACUGGUUUGCUAUCGCUGGUUGCUGGUGUGGUUCAAAAGAGAAUUCUCUUUCGAAGAUACUUGCCAGUUAUGGGAGCCCACAGAAAUACGCGCUCUUCGUUGCGCUUUCGCUUUUGGAGCAGCACUCGGAGACAAUUCUAUCGUCCAUCAACACAUUCGACGAAAUGAUCGGGGUACUUUUGGUUCGUUUAAUGCCUUAGCAUUUUAA